CCCAUUCAAUAUUGCCGUCUUCGUCUCGCCUAUCGCAACCGGGCCGAAACGCAACUCUAAAAUUCAUGUUUGGUCUAUUCGGCCCUAGGUUUUGGAGGUGCUUGGAGCGUGCACUCGAAAAAAAAAACAGUGCAUUGCUAGCUAAAAAAUAUUUAGUUUUCAAAAAAAAUUAUUAUUAAAAAAUAAAAAUAAAAAACAAAAAAAUUAUCUUCAACAACAAAAGUAAAAAUUAAAUUAAAACAAAAAAAAAAGUUUCAAUCAAAUGCUAUUUCGAAUUAUAAUCUUAUCAAGAAAAAAAAAAUUGCAUUGAGAACGACAAACGAAUAAUAAAAAAAAUAUAUUUGAUUUUUAGACAAUUUUCAUUGAUGAUUCAGUUGUGAAUUACUAUACGAAUCGGGAAGAAGUGUUCCGAAAAAAUAUUAUGAGCGAAGGUUAUAAUGUGAUUGGGUACCAAUACCGAAAAUAAUAAAAAACACUUAUUUGGAAAAAGGAACUGCGAUUAGCAAGAAGUGUUUGUUUGUGCGAUUGAAUUGUUUAAAGGAAUAGAAGUGGAUGGGAAGAGGAAGUAUACAUAAAUUGGAGAAAAAGGAUACUGAGCAUAAAGAACUUCGAUCCGAAUUAACGAGAAGAGUUUUUAAUUUCUAAUUUAAUUUGUUUCUAUUUUUUUUGGUAAAUUGUAAAGAAUGUUGUGAUUUGUUGUUUAUUUUUGAUUUAAGUAAAAGAAAAAGUGGUGAACGAAAGAAAGAAAGAAAAACUGUAAAAACAUCCCCUAAACGCAAAUAAACCAAACAAACAAAAAAACAAUUUUCGACGAGUGAAAUAAGGAAAUUUAAAAAAAAACAUUUUUUCGGUGAUUGAACCAAAACAAAACGAAAAAUAAUAAUAAAAAAGAGGAAAACGAAUAAAGAAACGUGAGAAUGAAUUUUGAUGAUGUGAACAAGCAAAUCUAUCGCAUUCGCAAAAUUGGAUUAAAAAUGCGCUAAGAUUCUUUCUGACAAUAAAAUCUAUAAUUUGUCCAUACAAUUUGGAAAACUUACAUGCAAAAUAAAUUUCGAAUUGUUUUCUAAAUGGUUAUGAAUAUGAAUAUUCGGUGCAAAUAAAAAAAAAGUUUUGGGAAGUAGUUUGAGUGGAAAAUUAUCAAUUUUGGAAUUAUAUAUCUUCACGAACGCCGAGUACUGAAAAAAGGAAACCAUCAUGGAUCCACAACAGCAAUUUUGCCUGAAAUGGAACAGUUACUCGUCAAAUCUGGCUAUGACAUUUUCCAAUUUAUUCAAAUCGGAACUGCUGGCAGAUGUCACGUUAUUCUGUGGAGGAACUGUUUUCAAGGCUCAUAAAUUAAUACUAGCAGCAUGUUCGAAAAAUUUCGCCGAAUUAUUCGAAACGGCUCCGACGAGCGGCUCCUGCGUGGUGAUAUUAGAAGCAACGUCAGCCGAAAAUAUGUCGGCCUUGUUGGAAUUCAUGUACAAAGGAGAAGUGCAUGUAUCGCAGGAAGCGCUAAAUAGUUUUCUGAAAGCAGCUGAAAACCUACAAGUCAAAGGUCUGUCGACCGAGCAUGGUCGAUUGGCUGCGGCCCAGUCUCAAUCUCACGAAACUCAAUUAGACACAUCGUUAAAUCGUCGGCAACAGCGUAACAGCCUGUCGGGCGGCUCGACGCCAUCGACGCCAGUGCACACAGCGCAUACAAGUUUAAAACAGGAAUGUGAUUCGAUAAUGCAUCCGAGCAGUUCGUCUCUUGGAGGUUUUUCACCGUAUCUACCACCGAUGUAUCGACCGAUUACGUUCGAUGCGGCCAGAAAACGACAUCUACGAAGUCCGUUCACCGAACAGGAAAUAUCGCGACAAAGCGUACUGCGAGACGGUUCGAAGGGCAGUGCCGAGAGUGCAAGUCCUGUUAGUAAGGGAUAUCGACCUGCCAGUAGUGCAUCAUCAACGGCACCCACCGAAGCAGAUACAAUGCAAACAGAAAGAGCCUCACCUCAAUCAAGUAGAUAUGAAAAUCACAGCCCACCAAGUACAACUGCUGGAAACGGAACAAACACAAUCUCAGAAUUGAACGAUCGAACGGAACGGAACGGUGGAAGUGCACAGGAACAUGACGACGUUAAAGAUAACAAAAAUUCAAAUAGUGGCGCUCAAGAUUUGCGAAUAAAAAUGGAAGUUGAAUACACGACACAACCACCGACCUCAAAUUCUGGACUGCCAACGCCGACAUCAUUGGUCAGCUUUAAAAAUGACUCUGGUUUACCCGGUGGUCUUGCGGCUUCAAUAGCACCUGCCGAUAUGCUCAACGUUUGGAACGCCACUAAAUUGAAUAGCAAAGGAGGGACAGUUAAUACAGCCGAUGGAAAAAAGUUAAAGUGCCUAUACUGCGACCGACUCUACGGCUACGAAACAAAUUUACGAGCUCACAUACGACAACGUCAUCAAGGUAUACGAGUGCCAUGCCCGUUCUGUGCCAGAACAUUUACUAGAAACAAUACGGUUCGACGACACAUCGCUCGCGAACACAAACAUGAAAUCGGUUUAAAUCAAUUACAAGCGGCUGGUCAAAAUCAUGCGACCUAAAAGUGAAUUUUUAACGACAACAAAAAGGUAAACAAAAAUUUAAAGAAAUCAACAUCAACAACAUCAAUACCAACACAACCGCUGCCAUUAGUUUAGCUUGAACUACAAAAUGGAAUGUUCAGCAAAAACUUAUAUAUUUCAACAACAGAGGGGGGAAAAUUAAUUUUUUUCGUCUCUCGCGUUGAUUAUCCCACAAAAACCAAUAUUUAUAUUGGAUUGAACCCUUAGUAGUAUAUGUGAAUUUUGAUAAAUGAAAAUUGUGCAAUAAACUUUGAGAUGUUAAUGAGAUGAUAAAUACAAAAAAUAAAUAUCACAGAACACAGCUCCUAAUGAAGAAUGUAUUGCAUUUAAAUACAUUUUUUUUAAAUAAAUAUAUUUCUGUAUACAAUCAACAAGAUGCAUUUAAAUAGAUGAAAAAAACAAAUAGUUACCGUUAUACAACAAGCAAAACUUAUCCUGUUCACCGCAAGUGUCAUUAGUAAUGAAAGAAAACAAACAAAAAAACAAAAUAAAAAUGAAGAAAAACAAGAAAUUUUUAUAUUUAAAUUUAAUUAUAAAAUUUACCGUAAAAUGCAAUAAAUAAUUUUUUUCUUUUGUUUUUAAUUUUAAUUAAAGAAAAAAAUAGACAAGAAAUUUAAUGUUUAAUUUGAACAUUAAAAAUAAAAACGUGAACUCAUGUACCUGCCUCAAUCUAAACAAAAAAAUAAAAAUGAAAAAAGUAAGAAAAACAACUAAAAAAUGAAAAAAGUAAAAAAAAUGAAAAACUGAAAGUGAAAAUAAAGAAAAAUCCAAAAAUGUACAAACAAAAUGUGUGCUUAAUGCAACUUAGAGCAUCAUUUUUUGUAAAAAUUUGUAUAUUUUUAAAGUAAAAAAAAAUAUUUUAAAAAAAGUAAAAACAGAAAAGAAAAUAUUUUA
Bradysia coprophila is the source of this 3480-nucleotide messenger RNA. RefSeq names its product Chronologically inappropriate morphogenesis (gene chinmo). Gene Ontology annotation, cellular component: nucleus. The record is from RefSeq and is a predicted model, not a curated record. Gene Ontology annotation, biological process: regulation of transcription by RNA polymerase II. Gene Ontology annotation, molecular function: protein binding. Lineage: Eukaryota; Metazoa; Arthropoda; Insecta; Diptera; Sciaridae.